Molecule: messenger RNA, 1455 nt
Organism: Trypanosoma conorhini
Lineage: Eukaryota; Euglenozoa; Kinetoplastea; Trypanosomatida; Trypanosomatidae
Exons: 1
Coding region: 1-1455 (484 amino acids)
Source: RefSeq, a predicted model, not a curated record
AUGGUGGCGAAGAAGCGGUGGGCGUGGUACCCCCACCUCGCAAAGCGCCGCAGGCAAAAGUUGGCGGCAGCGGCAGCGAAAGCGUCUCCAAAUAAUGUUGGCUUGCCUGGCAAGACGCGCGCUGCGGAGGCAGCUGCGAGGAGCAGGACGACGUCGCCUUUACCGGCGGCCGUAGAGGAUAGCGAGGCGGCACGCCCCGAGUGCAGUCCUCAAGCCGCCGCCACGCCAGGGACGCAGGCGCGUGGCGUGGCGUCCGUGGCAUCUCCUGCGGCAGCGCCGCUCCACGCCACGGAGUGCUGCCUGCCGUGCCCUGCGCGGUGGUACCAGCUUGGCCCGCCGCUGCUCGCUCAGCGUGUGCGGGAGUUGCUGCUCGGGCGCCCGUUGAUGACGGCUGACCCCGCCGCGGUGUCGAUGGGUGCCUCUCUCGCCGACGAGGAGGCGCUCUCGUGGCUGUUCCCCGCGGUGCAUAACGGGGAGUGGUUCGCCACACCGUGGGAGUUUAUCGAUCACUGCCGGUCGAUCUCGCAUAAGCUGUUGUGCGAGCAUGCCCCGCUCUUUCCACUUGAGAGUUCCCGAAACACGCGGAGAAGACGCUCACCGACGCCUCCUGCAUCUGGGAGUCGGACGGGAUCUUUGGGCGGCACGGAGGCGGCGGUGGCGGCGAAUCAGCCGGACCGGGCAGCUCCCGAGAGCGCAGACGCCGUGCAGCAGGCGUAUUACUGGUGGUUUACGCACCUUCACACCACUCUGGUGCAGUUUGGCCAGCGCGAUUGGGACGCCUACAUGGCGUCAAGGGGAAAUGCGGCGAAGCCGCGGCGUCUGGAGUGUAUCGGGGGAGUUUGGGGCUGUUAUCGUGUCUUUCAAGCGGCCUUGGCGGACGCCGUGGCGCGGCGCCUGGCAUCCUCCUCGCAGCUUGUAUGGCAGGCAUUGCCCGAGACGGCGUUCGCCAUGGCGUGCAUCGUCCUGGAGGUGUACCAGCGCAUGCCACACGCCGCGGCGCCUCUGCACGGCUUCCGUGGGUUAGGCGCCGCCGACCGUGUGGCUGCUGCAUGCAUGCAUGGGGACCAGUUCCUGUGGGUGAACGAUGACCCCACCACGGACGCCACCACCGCGGCCGCCAUGGCGAGCGCAAAGGGGGAAGCCGCGCUGACCGGGCGUGAGCGGGAGGCAGUCAUAGCCCUCGCCGUGCACCUGGCAGAGGUAGUAACGGGCAUGCGGCACGCGGGGAGGGGCAGUGGACCAUGCGCGGCUGUGGAUGUCGCGGCUGCCACCGUGGAGCCGGCGCCAACCUCAGCGGCACCGGGUACCGCUUCAGCACCCGGUCUUUCCCCGCACCUGAGCCUACCCGCGCACGGCACUGCGGAGGAGGAGGAGGAGGAAAGAAUUAUGGCGCUUGUGUUGUGGUUGUACCUCGCCCACGCCGCAGUGCGCACACUUCCGCAGGCUGCGGUCUAA